This is a messenger RNA of Rosa rugosa (rugosa rose), 1736 nucleotides long. Its product is annotated as protein farnesyltransferase subunit beta. Gene Ontology annotation, cellular component: protein farnesyltransferase complex. The record is from RefSeq and is a predicted model, not a curated record. Gene Ontology annotation, biological process: protein farnesylation. The transcript has 14 exons. Lineage: Eukaryota; Viridiplantae; Streptophyta; Magnoliopsida; Rosales; Rosaceae. Gene Ontology annotation, molecular function: protein farnesyltransferase activity. The coding region runs from base 97 to 1488 and encodes 463 amino acids.
CCAACUGCAAUUGGCGCCGCUUUUCUCAUACUAUCAACAAGUUCACUCCACCCUGCAAAACGGUGCGUUUUGGUUGAAGCUCAGAGGUAGACGAAGAUGGAGUUCCCAGUCGCAACGAAGACUCAGCACGAGCAAUGGAUGGUCGAGAGUCAGGUCUUCCGGAAAUACAACCUCUUCGAGGACCUCCCCCACCACGCCCAAACCAUAAUGCUGGAACUUCGGCGGGAUGAGCACACAGUGUACUUGAUGAGAGGUCUGAGAGGUCUGCCUGCUUCGUUUUCAGUUUUGGAUGCCAACAGUCGACCAUGGAUGUGUUACUGGAUUUUGCACUCAUUGGCUUUACUGGGUGAGUUGGUUGACGAUGAACUGGAAAAUAGAACCAUUGACUUCCUUAGCCGGUGUCAGGACCCAAAUGGCGGAUAUGGCGGCGGACCUGGACAGAUGCCACAUCUUGCAACAACUUAUGCUGCAGUCAAUUCGCUGAUUACUCUGGGUGGUCAUAAAGCUCUUUCAUCAAUUAAUAGACGUGAACUGUACACGUUUCUGCGGCGAAUGAAACAACCAAGCGGGGGCUUCAGGAUGCAUGAUGCUGGAGAAAUUGAUGUUCGGGCUUGCUACACUGCCAUUUCUGUAGCAAGUGUUUUGAACAUUUUGGAUCACGAAUUGGUUGAUAAUGUUGGAAGUUACAUCUUAAGUUGUCAGACUUAUGAAGGUGGUAUAUCUGGGGAACCUGGUUCUGAAGCUCAUGGUGGGUACACCUUUUGUGGGCUGGCAACAAUGAUUCUGAUCAAUGAGGUCAAUUGUUUGGACUUGCCUAGACUAAUUGAUUGGUUGGUAUUUCGACAAGGGAAGGAAUGUGGAUUUCAGGGGAGGACUAAUAAGUUAGUUGAUGGUUGCUACUCUUUCUGGCAGGGAAGUGCAUUUGCAUUAUUACAAAGAAUACCUUCAGUUAGUGAGGAGCAAAUUGUGCUACCGGAUGUGGGACACUGCACUUUGGAUACCUCACACACUUCUACAACAUCUCGUAUAUCUGAAGUGGACAACAGUUCUAAAGGUACUUCAUCUCAGGUUGAUGACACCAGAGGUUUUAGGCAGGAAGGGUUGAAGGUUCCCUUUCCAGUGAAUUACAAUGAUAUUGGAUAUGAUUUUAUCAACAGAAGUGUAGAAAUGAAGCCGCUUUUCCAUGCCAUUGCAUUGCAGCGGUACAUACUUUUAUGCACACAGGCAGAGAAUGGUGGACUGAUAGACAAACCUGGCAAAUCUAAAGAUUUUUAUCACACAUGUUAUUGCCUAAGUGGUCUCUCUGUAUGUCAACAUAUCUGCUCAGAUGCUGACUCUCCAGUUUUGCCUAGAGCAGUUUCGGGUCCCUAUUCCAAUCUGUUGGAACCGAUUCAUCCCCUCUUCAACGUCGUCUUAGAUCAGUAUCAUGAAGCGCGAGAAUUCUUCACAACACACCGGGCACCAUUCAACUCCGAGGUUCUCCAUUAACUUGAAAAUGCUUGUUGUGUUUUUUUUUUUUUUUUUUUAAAAUGCAUGUUGUGUGCAAUGUAACAGUUAAUAAUUCCAGGCCUUUGGUACAUGGAAUUGGAUCGAUUAUAGGUGUUCCAGUGUACCUGUAAUAUCUAUUUAGUUUCAAAUCUGUACUGUGAAAUGUGUAGUAUAAGUUGGUAGGAUCCUUAUCUUCAGUGGUGGUGUUCCAUCGUAUUAUAUUGAAUUUUUACAACUUAAAAACCCAA